Molecule: messenger RNA, 3540 nt
Organism: Cladocopium goreaui
Lineage: Eukaryota; Dinophyceae; Suessiales; Symbiodiniaceae
Source: the annotation of a GenBank genome assembly
AUGGCAAGUUUGCGUGAGAAGAUGAAGUUUGGAGGCCGUGAGGGCCGCACGUCUCAGGACACCACGAAAGAUCUUUUGGCUGCGUCAUUUGAAGACACCAGCCUUCCCAAUUCGCACGGCAUCCCCAAUGGCCGAAAUGCUGGCGCCACUUUUGAAGGCAGCCACAAGAAUUCAGUGGAAAGUCAAGUUCCAGAACCAAGUGCUGGAGGUGGACAACGCAAAGGAGUUCAACCUCACACUGCACGAAAGAUGGUUCGAAAUGCAGCAGUUCUUGGUGCGAUGGUACUGGCUCCAGUUCAGUGCCUCAUGAACCAGAUCUCCCAGGCCACUGACUUCAUUGAAGUGGCCUGCGCUCCAACUUCAAGUCUGACGGCGUCUAUGGAAGCUCUUGGACACAGUGCGUCAGCCCCUCUUGACAACAUCCCACUGGGCACCAACCCCAAGAAGGCGUUUGGUGGCAUGCUUCGCCUCAAGGAAAGGGCGAAGGUUGCUUUUGAGGCCGAGAGUGCAAAGGCAAGACUUUCAAAGCUGAACAACACCAUCCCUCAGCCGACCGUGACUUACAAGCCAGGAGCUGAAGUUCAACUUGAACCCGGCCAACAAGCUGGUCGUCCAGACAGUUGGAAGAUCACCAACUUUGAGAGCAAGAAAUGGUUGGUCCGGAUUCAUUCUCUUCCACGUAUCUCCUUGUUCAUUCCAAGCAAGACACAAACCACUCCUGUCGAUGAAGACAUGCUGACCGGCAUCCGCAAGACCAAGUUGAAGGGACUUCACCCUCAAGCUGAACUUGUGGAGAUCAAUGACGACUACAAGGAAAGUGAUGAUCCAACACGGUCACUUCAAGACAGGUGGACAGGAGAAACCUGGUUUGAGAUGCGUCCUGCAGCACAAGACCCAGUGCUGAAGAGGCCUCGCAAGACACCCAAGAGUGGGACAAAGCGGAAGCCUGAGGAGGAAGCUGAGGAUUUGAGAUCUUCAGCCAGUCAAGCAGCUGGAUCUGAUAUUCCAGCCAUGCCAGCACAACAGCCACAGGGAGAUGAAGAUGCGAAUCAACAAGGCGUCAUGAUCCCUGACGUCCCCAACAUCAGUCCUCUGACCACGGCACUACGAGACAAAGGUGCCAAUGCAGUGGAUGGAGUUCCUGCAUCCAGAGGCGGCUCUUCUUCGAGCACGAUGCGGUGCUCAAUCAGCUCUUGCGUUUUGCGAGGGGGUCACCAAGGUCCACAUGAAGAUGUGGCCGGAGAACGUUUUGUACAGACUUCAGAUGGAAAGAGCAUGAAAGUGGAUGAAGAAGGUUCCAACAGUAGUUCCAGUUCAAGCUCAGGUUCGUCAGAUGAGUUGGUGCCCGACGAGGCCAUACGCUUCAACAAAGUUGUCAAGUUCAAUGCGGUUGUGCACACCAACCAAGUUUUGCAGAAUGCCCAGGCUAUAGAGCCCAACCAAGUUUCAAAGAAUGACCUGGCCACAAAGUCCUCUGCAGUUUCUGAACCAAAGGAUGUGUUUUAUGCGUUUGAGGUUCCUAUCAAACCCUCUGACACCACGUUCCUGACCAAGAACCCAGAGAAGUCAAGGCGAAAGCUCAAGAAACGUGAAUUGGAAAAGGCAGCCAAGGAUCUUGAGACGUUUUUCGUGUCAGAAGUAGGAAAGCUUGCAAGAGCAAACAAGUGGCUCUGGCAAGACGAAGAAGAUUCCAGAAGUAUGGGUGAUGAGAGUUUCCAACUUGACAUGUUCGAACAUCCUGACAUGACCAAUCCUGAUUAUCCACAUGGACCAGAAAGAUUCGUCCGAAGAGCCGUCCGACGAUUCCGCGCGCCGCUGGGAUCCCGGCCAAUGCAGCAAACGGUCGUUCGGAUGUUCAAAAUCCACGCGGUUCCCCAGAAGAAAGGGCACGGCCGGCGCAGCGCGCGGAGCGCGCGGAGUGCGCGGCCGCGACCUGUGGCCACAGGUGCUUGGUCCGAAGACCCCAAGACGGUGAAACCGGAGCGCGAAUUUGUGUACUACACUGAUCGCCAAAACUGGGAAGAAGAAGCAGAGAUCGACACUCGGAGGCUUCAGGCGCGCUGGCAGUCCCGAGACAUGGAUCGAUGGAUGGAAGAGAAGCGAAAGGUGAAGCUUCGAGAGGAAGAAAAACUCAUGGAAGAGCGCAUCAGAAGAGAAGCCUACGGCGAGGCAGAUGGAUCUCAGGCGGUGGAGACGCUGGAGCUGCCCGGGUGGCUGCAACCCGUGACGACCUUGAGCUUGGUUGUAGCCUUUGUGUGGAACCGAACCUUGUUAGGCAUCCCUCCCCGCGGUCGCAUGCCAUCCCUCAACUCCUGGAUGCGUCGGAUGCCGCCACGACCGAAGCAGCUCUCGGUACAGAAACUGGCGCAGCCCAGCGACGGCGACGACGGCGUGAGCGGUGCCAUGGUGGAUGCUGUGCAACUACGGCCAGCCACGUCCUUAUCCAGCAUUUGGGAGGCCUAUCUCUUUGCAGGACAAUUUUCAGACAUUCCAGUGGCACUACAGUUGUUGGAGUUUCCGCAGGCCUUUCUGGAUUGGCGGAGAAGCAGUGGAUUGAUCCCAGGUAUGGCAAAUCGCCCGAUAGCUAUCGAUCCCAUCUUCAGCCGGAAAGAGCUGCCAGACUCGGAGGAUGAAGUGGUGCGAGCCUGUGAUGAGAUGUUGGACUCCUAUGGUGGCGUGCUGCUUGCGGUCACCGAGACCGGCGCGGGAGCGACAGAGCUCCUGCUUGGGACGCUGGCACUACGUGUGAAGUGGCUGCCCCAAAGCUGUCACAUCAGAGAGGAUGAACCUGGCGAAAGGGUGGUGCGAAGUGUGCCCUUUUCGCGCGUGUGUGAAGCGGCCCUGGGCCUUGAAGCUGUGGCCUACCUGGAGCAGUUCGCCAUCAGCGAGGCCUGGCGUGGCUCCGGCCUGGCGCAGAAGAUGCUACGCGAGGCGGAAGACUUGGCCAGGAGCUGGGGAUUAAAGAUCCUCACCUUGCACGUGCAGCGGGAUGACUGGCAGCCCUUGCGUUUUUCAUGGACUGUUGACAAGGAGAUGGCUCAGAUGACAAGUGCCAAUCUGCCAGGCUUGGCAGAAGUUGACGAUGAGGAGCAGUUGAAGGCAGAAGAGAUUGAAGACGAAAGUCUCAGUGAAGGCGAGGAAGCGAUUGAGCCACUGCCACCGAAGGCCCGCGUGGUGCCCAUCAUUUUAAAGACCAAGAGUGUGAGUCAGUUCGACAUGCUGAUGGAAGAAAUUGAACGUGUCGGAGACUUUGCGCGACUGCGGAUUGUCAUCGUACAUGGAGGACUUGGUCCUGUGAUCCCCAAGGAUAUCGUUCAUGCUGAAGUCGAAAAGCGUUAUGGCUAUUGUCCGGUCUACGCUUUCCAGGUGGGUGUCCAUCCAGUAGCCCUGGGGCAAGCGCAUGCAGAACAGAUCGACAUUCGGCGCUUCAAUGUCUUCACGGAGCUUCUGGAAGAUUUGAUGGAACGCUGUGGUCGCAUCAAUCAGAAGAAUGUCGACAAGCGCUACAUCGACUCCUUGAAGGAAGACAGGCCUCUUUGA